AAGCGAUAGACCCUAACUCAUUCCGGCCUAACGAAAUCUGAGAAAGUGACGGCGAGGAAGAGAGAGAAUGUGGUUCACCGGCGGAGGAGCAGGAGGAGGACUAAGGAAGCUCUGUAGAGCCUCAGCGGCUGUUUUAGAGAACGAGAUGAGCUCCAACUCUCUGUUGGUGAGGUACAUGUCAAGAGAACGAGCUGUUAACGUCCGAAAGAUAAACCCAAAGGUUUCGAUCCAAGAAGCUCACAUCAUCUCCACUUCUCUCUACGAUGUCUUCAAGAAACAUGGUCCUCUUUCCGUUCCCAAUACUUGGCUCCGCGCUCAGGAAGCUGGGGUUAGUGGAAUAAACAGCAAAACUCAUAUGAAGCUGUUGCUGAAAUGGAUGAGAGGAAGAAAGAUGCUUAAGUUAAUCUGCAACCAAGUUGGUUCCUCUAAAAAGUUUUUUCACACCAUUUUACCUGAAGAUCCUCAUCAAGAGACACCACCUGUUGCUGCUGCUACUGCGACCGAGAACAAGAAACAAACCUUAAAGAGAAGAAGCAAAUAAAUGGAUAUGGUCUUUCACAUACUCGAGAGAGCUACUCUCAGUGGGGGCCACAUCCUGCUGUUUUUUUUGGUGUCCGUCUACAUAGGGUUUCUCUCUUGUUUUGAUCUGGUUUUAGUCCCCAGGAAAACAUUAAAGUUGCUUGUGUAGGAAUUCUUGAGAAACUCAUGGCCUGUUUUGAUCUGUUUGCUGAGCUCCCUUUGAAUAAAAGUAACAUCAAUUUACAUUGCA
Molecule: messenger RNA, 769 nt
Organism: Raphanus sativus (radish)
Lineage: Eukaryota; Viridiplantae; Streptophyta; Magnoliopsida; Brassicales; Brassicaceae
Exons: 2
Coding region: 68-541 (157 amino acids)
Source: RefSeq, a predicted model, not a curated record